This is a messenger RNA of Contarinia nasturtii (swede midge), 9965 nucleotides long. RefSeq names its product zwei Ig domain protein zig-8 (gene dpr8). Bases 2708 to 3592 code for a protein of 294 amino acids. The transcript is spliced from 10 exons. Gene Ontology annotation, biological process: synapse organization. Lineage: Eukaryota; Metazoa; Arthropoda; Insecta; Diptera; Cecidomyiidae. Gene Ontology annotation, cellular component: neuron projection membrane. The record is from RefSeq and is a predicted model, not a curated record.
GGUAACGAACGGUCCAACGGGUAUUUCUCGAUUGUUGUGCAAUUCGAUUUGUAUUCAGAGUCGAAUAAAUGACACGCGAAAUUGAGCACUCAAGUUGUGUAUCAAUGCUUCUCGAUUUAAUGGCAAACCGAAUCAAGGUUUGGUGUUUGUGUGUGCACGGAAAUGAAUAAAGUGAAAAAAGGAAGGUGUUAUUUUGAAUGAUGAAUUUAAAAAAAAAUUGUUGAAAAUUAUCUUCCGUUUGAGUGAUUUAUGUGAUAAAAAUUGUUCCGCCAAAAACAUUUCAACAGCAUUGGCAAGUUUACUCAACGAUUACGGUGGAAAGUGCCCCCAUAAGAGAGUGUGAGAUAAACAGGAUAUUAAGCCAGGAAAAGUGAAAAAAAUUACGCACAUUAAACAAUUGGAGGUGGAGAACAAAUAUCCAAUUAUAAUUACAGGUGCUGUUGGGUUUAUACACAGUGAGUGCGUGUUGCCAUAAAUGUGAAACGAACAUCGUUCGCAAUUUUACACGAAUAUCAAGCUACUGUACUCCAACCACAGUACGAACGCAAUUUAUUCAACCGACUUCCAUUCAAAAUAACUGUUCCGUGUGUUGCGUAUGUUUUGUCAAAAAUUCAGUGCCGCACAUUAAUUCCCAAUACAUCUCGAUUAAGCCAAAAGUAAAGUCGUCAAGGUUAGAAUACGGAAAAAAUCCAUUAACUGGAUUUUCGAUCAGUUUCGAUCCAAAAAAAAAAAAACAUUUUCCAAUAAAGCCAAACAAGAAACGGAAAAGAACAACAUCAUCAUCAACAACAACAACAAUGCAAGUUUAAUGUGGGUGGCUUUGUGAUUUAUACAUUUUUGUCAAGUCUAAUGCUCAAUUUGAAAAGAAGAGAGUGAGGAUUUUUCAGUGAUUAUUUUUGAGCGCAUAACCAAUAUAAACUGAAUUAUCCGGUGCAAAAUCCUGUACGUGACUGAAUUUGUGCAACCAGCGAAUUACUAUUUUUUGUGUGAUUAAAUUCAACAUCAAAGCGACUAACGAACGCAAAAACAGAAAGAAUAGAACUUAGUGAUCAGCAGAAAAAAAACACAAAAUUUUGUUGCCAAAGUAAAUUAUAGUAUGUGUGCUGUUAUUGGAACACAGCGAAUUUACUGCUCGGAAGGACGAAAGUACGAAAAUAUACCAUUGACUCAGCAAAAAAGCAACAAUAGUUCAACCAACAAAGUAGAACAAAGCUGGGAUUAAAUUGAUGAUCCAGAGAGGAAGAGGUGGUGAACUGCUGAAAAUCCGCAUCAUACGGUUCACAAAGUGACACCACGUUUUUCAUUGGUUGCUCUUAACAUUCAAUAGACGACAACAACAAAAAGGAAAGCGAACGAUGAAACAACGAUACAUUUAAACAAACUAAAUGCUGUUCUGUACCGAACAAAAAUUGCAUGACUAGACUCUGUAAUAACAUUAAAACGUUGCACAUAUACACCCACCACCAAAAAAAUAACCGACAUAAAUGAAGACGAAGUCGACAAUGGUAGAACAACGUUCAACAUAGGGAAAAACUCCGUUGCAUCAAUUAUCUCUCUGGAACUUUGGUAGUGGUUUAAUUCAGUGUGUCAUUUCAGUUGCGUUUAAUUGAGUAUCACUGUGGAAAUUAGAGGAAAUUUUGAAACACUAUUCAAUCUUUUUUGUAAAUGUGAAUCUUUUUGUGUUAUGUAUACGCGAUCCACUUCUUCUUGAAACGAACUCAAAACGAAAGAAACCACAAAACAAUUGCUCCCAACGCAUUGUUCUGUACACAAAACGAAGAUUGCAUAUGAAUGCGUCAAAAAUUUGUUGAAACAAUUUUAAUCAUUUUCCUCAAGGAUGUUUUGUGACCACUUUGAAAGUUCGAGCUUAGUGAACACAUUCAAAUAAAUGAAAACAUUUCAAACUUUUGCAGUCUGGUGUCGGUGUACAUUUGUUUAUUUGAAUAACGCGGUCCGAGUGAAAAGAACAGUCUCCAAAGUGAAAAAGUGAAGUGUCAAAUAAAACUGAACAUUAAACUGUUUUUUUUUUGUUUUCGAUAUUAAUUCGCAAAGAAACAUCGUCAACGAAUGAAUAAAUAAUGAAAAAAACAGACGAGACAGUUAGUAUAAUAACAAAAGAGAUUCCAUUUAAUGUUUAAUGAACAUUCACAAGCUGAAAUUGCGAAUAAUAAAACUCGAGACAUAAAGCCAAGUAAAUUAAUCUAAAUUCUUUUAAGCAUCAUUCAAUUUGUAAAAUUCUUAUUCAUCCGAAUUGAAUGAUUCAAUCAGUCGAUAGAGGGGAUGAUAUAUAGAGUAUUCGAUUGAAAAUGUCAAUUUUCGUCUUGAAGCUCACUUAGUCGAAUAAAAAUUCAAAAUUAUUUUUCGAAACUCUUUUGUACGGCCAAAGGUAAAUACACUCAAAGCAUCGUUUACCUUUUUUCCAUCGAAUGGAAUGAGUAAAAAAUAAAGUUCUUCAAAGUGUAAAUGAAGUGGAACACGACCCGUUUGAAAAAGUCAAUUGUGUCGCAGUCGCGAUAAGGUCUUUGUACAUUUCUGCUCAGAUCGAAUGUGUUGAGUGAACAACAAGCAGAUAGAAAAAGAACAAGACGAAAAAAAGCGCAACAAAGAAAAACGACAAAAGAAAAACUCAAAAUUCAAGACUAAACAUUCGGUAAAUUUGUGUCGCAGUGUGGAAACAGUGAGAAACAUCGCCCAAAUAGACAAAAUCAUGUACAACAAAAUGGCGUCAAUUGGACUGGCGCUGCUAUUCCUAAUGCUCUAUUCAGGCACUUGUUUUGGUAGUUCGAGGCGAUUUUUAACUGAUUUUUUGCAAGAAUUUCCAACACCGGGCACCGGACCAUAUUUUGAUUCAACGAUACCUAGUAACAUUACAGGCUUAGUUGGAAAGAAUGUACAUUUAGUAUGCAAAGUCAAAAAUCUCGGCAAUCGAACGGUUUCAUUUGUUCGGCAUAGAGAUAUACACCUCCUGACAGUAGGCCGGUACACAUACACAUCUGAUCAGCGAUUUGAAGCAUUACAUUCACCGCACACCGAAGAAUGGACGCUAAGAAUUCGAUAUGCGCAACGAAAAGAUUCAGGAAUUUAUGAGUGUCAAAUUUCAACCACACCGCCAAUUGGAAAAUUCAUUUAUUUAUCCAUAGUUGAACCAAUAACUGAGAUUACUGGAGGUCCGGAUCUGUUUAUCAAUAAGGGUUCAACGAUAAAUUUGACCUGCAUUGUUCGCUUUGCACCAGAGCCGCCCCCGCAAAUGGUUUGGUCCCACAACUCUGAAGUAAUAAAUUUUGAUUCGCCGAGAGGUGGUAUUUCAUUGGUAACGGAAAAAGGCCGUCUCACCACCAGCCGUCUGCUCGUACAAAAGGCCAUCCAAAGUGAUUCUGGAAUGUACACGUGUGCACCAUCCAAUGCCAAUCCAAUUUCAGUUCGCGUUCACAUAUUGAAUGAACAUCCCGCUGCAAUGCAUCAUGGCACAUCGUCAAUACAGCAUCAACCACCAAUUCUACUGCUAUUGGGCACUUUAACGAUGCUGAUGGUGCCGUAUAUCUAUCAAAAAAUACGACGAAAAUUCGAUAUAACCGAUGGAAUUAGUUGCUAAGUGAUGAACGGCAACGUCCGCCAGCCCUUGUUCCCAUCAUGGUGCCGUGUUAAUACUAAAAAAAAUUUAAAUAACAAAAAAAAUUAAUCAAAUUAAUAUUGCCAUUAAAAUUAGACAAGAGAUUAGUAAAUUGAAACCAAAAUAUUGAUAUAAAAUUCACACACAGAUAUGAACGGAUAAGAGGAAAAUGCCAACUUCGAAUCAUUCAUGGGUCGUGACAUCAGAAAGUGCAAUCAUGACAUUUUAUUCUUAUCCAUUCAUAUUGAGUUUAACGGAGAAAUGAGCUGUUUUUUCUAUAUACAAUACAAUAUAACAUAUAUUUAUAUUUUUGUUUUGUUAAAUUUCAUCAUUCUGUGACCGUUCGUUGAUUUUUUGAUCGUACGUUUCGGUUCUCUGGUGUAGGUAUUUAGUAUUUUGUGGUAUUUUGAUUGAUAUAUCUCUGUCAUGUGUUUCAAUGUAUAAAACAGAACGAAAAUUAACCAACACACAAAAACCGAAAAGAAUAACGCACAUGAAAAAAGACCAACAGAAAAUCACGUGUCAAUCAGCUUCAAACGUUAGCACGUGACACUACCACGAUAUGUUGAUCUUUUUUUUUCAAAUUAACAUCCACCACAAAAUAUAGAGAGUAUACAGAACUAUUUAACAUAAUAAAAACUAAUUUAUUUGCUAAUUAAAAUUGAAUUUAGUAUAAAAUACAUAAAUACGAACUAACAAAUAAAUCUAUAGUAAAAACGUAAUUGUAAUUAAUAAAAAAAAAUAUUUUUAACAACCAUAAAUUAUUAUACUACAUAUACACACAGCGCGCGUGGAUUAUGGAAAGCGUUCCGAAUCGAAAAUCAAUCAGAAUUGGUUGAAGGGACGCCAGCAAACACAAAUAUAAUAAUAAAACUGGUUUAUUAUGAUAUUAAAACUUCAAAUCAUUUGAAACAUUUAUUUUAACAUUUGUUCAGUGGUUCAAACAAUGUAGAUACAGUUGAUGCUGACAGAAUUCAUCGAACAAACGACGACUCUAGUCAAAUGAAGCAUGAAAUUAGGAAAAGUUUUCAUUGCAAUAGUUAAAGUUUGUGUUUUUAUUUCGACAAAGAACAAAAAAAAUAUAAGACAGAACAAAGUUCAAUAGACGUUUUGCGUCGUCAACGUUUAUGCCCAAAUGACGCAAAAAUGAAUAUCACUAUUUAUCGAAAUGCAUCAGUACGAUAAGUUUUUGUUGAGUUCACACCGGAGUUUUGCCAGCAUUUUAAUCUCAAUACAAAUGAAUCGGUAUAUAAAAAUAUUCUUGAUGGUGCGGUUUGAUCGAUUGACCGUUGUUGACAACAAAGACACUAUAACCAUGGAAACAUCCACAUUUUCACCUCAAACCGUACAUAAGUCUAGUUAUAGAUUGAAAAUAUGGUCAAAUAAGUCGAAAAAUUUGGUUUGAAUUGGCCAAAUCUACUUUUAAGAGAAUUAUUUUAAUUUCAAUUAAAAGUCUUUGAAAGAACUGUUGAUGGAUGUUGGACUUUCUUAAAACUGUUCAUAACGCAUUUCCUUUUUUGACUACGACUAACCAAAAAAACGAUGAAGAAAUUGAGACUUAUCGAAUAUUUGAAGAUUUUGACGCACUCAAAAGCUAUUUGUUGCUUUCCAUCUUAGCAUUUGGAAACUAUCUAUAACGUUACCACAAUUUUCUGCAAAGACUUUUCCAAAUAAAAGCUGUUUGCGAAAAACUAAAGUCGAAAAAGCAUGUGGAGGCAGCAGUAAGAGUAAAACCCACAAAUUAAUUAUCAAAGUGCAUGAGAAAUAUGCACAAAUGGAAAUAUCUGUUACCAUGCCACAUGUACAUAUUUUUCAUCAUCAAACCAACAAUAUGUAUAAAAUGUAAUGUAAAGGAAAUUCUUGACGAUAAGGUAAAAUGAAUCUUAAAACGAGGGAUUGGAAGAGAUAGAGAGAGAGAGAGAAUGAAGCCAAACAAUUUAUUCAAUCUAAAUGCAAACAGUUUGUAUGCAAUGCACACAUGAAAAUAUUUACUGAAGUGGUUCAACUGAAAUUCAAAUAUCUAUCUGUUGGCAUGCUCUUUUGCCUUGUGUGUCGGUGUCUGUGUGGAAAGAGAUUUGCCCGCAGAAUGACUUUUCGUCUAAAAUGACAAAUAAAUUGCAUUUUCAAAUGUUGCUCCAACAAAAAUGGCAUCUUUUUAUUUAUUUUGUAACGUUUGAGUCACUGGAUCCAAUGCAUAGAUAUUGUGAAAAGUUUUCUAUAUGGUAUACCGUAUACGUGUUAUAGUAGAUGUAUAACAUUGUUGAUUUUUUACUACCAUGGGACUUUCGAUAUUAUGAUAUGCUUGAACUUCCAUGCUCUUCGUUUCGGCGAGUGAUGAGUUCGUCAUCGACCCGCGACUUCUCUGCCCACUCUGAUGAUAACGAACAAUUGAGUUUGUGAAUCGGUGGGAUUACAGUGUUUCAGCAUGCUGCAAUGCAACUUAGUUGCACUUUACUUUGACAGACAAGUGUUUCAAUUUGUUAUAAUCUUGGCAAGAACUCUGUGAUGCUUCAUGAAAAAUUUAAUGAUUUACGACAUACAGAGAAUCACAAAGACCAUUGAAAAGUGAACUGUUUGUGAAAAGUUGCUCUUUAUGUUAAUUAGCAAAGAAACGGCAAAUUUAUAUAUACAUGUGUAUGUUUACACACAGAAUUUAAACAGAAAAUCAGUCUUUGGCAAAUGGUUCUUUUCAUGGAAUUAAUUGAAAUUCGGUGGUUCGAGUAAAGAAAAUUGUUUACGAACAGAAUCGUGACUGAUUUUAGUAUUUAAAAAUGAAAUUACUGACAACACACUGUACUUUUGACUUUUCCAUUUAAUGUGUGACGGCUAGACCAUAGCAUCAACAUCAAAAAUAAUGAAGACGGUCACCACUACAACGAACCAUAACUGCAGCACACUGACGAUAAAUGCAAAAAAAAAAUAUGAAUUAAGCAGUUAGAUUUUGAAGUAAACUUCUCUUGAUGCGCAAAUAAUUACAUUAGAGCAGCAGAAGCAAACACCAGUGAAAAUUUGUAACUGAUUGAAAUGAGUUGUUAAAUAAUGGAAAAAUAUGCAAAAUGUUGUUAAAAUAUCUGUCAGUGGUCGACAUGGGUUUUUUGUUUCUAACGUGUGGUUUUCUUGUUUGAGUUGGACUCGCUCUCUGUUUCAUCAGCAAUGAAAAAUAUUCGGUUUUACCUGCACCUUACACUGAAAUGUAAGUGAAUUUCGUUAUUUUCAUUGCACGUCUGAAAUCAUAUUUCGAGGUAAGAGUUCUACAUGAUGUUUUUUAAACUUCUUCUUGUUGCUCCUAACGAGUUAACUGGAUAAAUUGACCUAAAGCUGUACGACUUUGCUACGGAAUGAAUAGCACGCGCAGUAAUGCGAUUCAGUUGGAAGAAUUUAAUGAAAAACUUGGAUGCGAAUGAAAUGACGGCUGACUAACACUUUAAAUUUGAACAUGGCAUUCGAUGAUUGUUGAAAGCUGCCAUUAUUGGAUGAAUAUUUUCUUGCUCCUCUUUGCGAGCUGAAUGCAAAAUUUUAAGCGUCCUGGAAAGGAAAUGUUAAAUUUGGAAUGAAUAUUCAUUGCAACGUGUUAAAUUUGCAUUGUUAAUGGCAAUGAGAGGAUGUGAAGACUUCAAGUCUCUUUGAGCCGACGGUGGUGCCCCGAAUUUCAAAGUGGACGUCAAUGUAAUUCAACAACUCAAAUCGAAACUAAAGAGUGCGCCAAUUUUAAAAUUUGCUGUCAUUUCCUCCCAUUGGUUAAUGGGUACAAUUGAACGAAUUGUUACUGAUUUCUUCGAAUUGAAAUAAUUUAAAAAAUUUCAUGAAGUCUUGCUUCAUAGCACCUCCAAUUCUAGUCAAAACAGAACAAAAGAAAAACUGAAAAUUGAAGAGCUUUUCUGCAUCAGACAGAGAACAUUUUUUACCUUCAGUUUUUGAUAACGGUUGGAUUCCCUCAAACUAUUCGACCGCAUGAUUGUUAUAAGAGGAAAUCAGUUUUUUACCAGGCUUCAAUUUGUUACUUAUUCAAAUGGGAAGUACGGGGAAGUAUUUACUAUCAAAAUUAAAAUGUUUUUCAACACAAUUCAAUUCUUAUUACACGACGAUUCACAGAAUUAUGGUACAGAUUUCGACCAUAGAGUAUCAAGCUACUUACAAUACAUGAUUACGUGAAAAUUUUAUACUCAAACUUGCAUCGAAGAACAAGAAUUUUCGGAUGAAGUGAUUAGAAUACACAACAGAAAAGAGAUUUUUAAAUUUAGUUUGUGGUUGGAAUAUGUCAAAAGCAAACGUACAAUGUAAUUUUGAAGAACAAUGUUGUCGGACUUAUCAUAUCUAUCAUCUGGAUGAUGUAAUAAUAGAUUUUCGGAUAAAAUACACAUUUAUUAUAUUGUUUAUAGUACAUUCUACACCAUACAAUUUCGAUAAUUCCUGUUUUGGAAUAUUCGCAAAACAAAACCUCUUAAAUUUUCGGGAGAGUUGAAUGUCGAUUAAAUAUAUUCUAUUCCAAAUAAGAAUCUGCCAUUUUUGAGUAUCUUGAAAUCAUGAAUAGAAUACAUUCAAUUUACGUAAAUUCUAUACUUCCAAUUCACCAAAACAAAACCAAUGAAAUUUAUUUCUGAUUUUCAGUUUUCAAGUAAUAUAUUUUAUCCGGCAAACCAGUGAAACGUCUAAUUUGUUAUCCAAACUGUGUUUUACGGUUUAGAAAAUAAGUUAAAAUUGUUUUGUCUGUAUAUUUCUUGGGUUUCACUAUUACAAUCUUAUACAUUGCCAUCUUCGCGGUUUUUGUAUCCUGCACUCUCUUGGAGUUUAAACGAAGACACUGCCGUUCAAACAUUUUGUUUCGCUACACAACUGAAAUCUGAUAACUUUCCCUUGUUUAAACAUCCAAAUAUUUCGUGUUCAGUACAACUACUUGUGCUCUAGAUACAAGUAUUUGCAAUACAUGAAAGUCGCAAUGUAUUUACAUUAAUUAGAAGAGGAUAAAUGGAAAUGAAAAUACCGAAAACAGUGGUUUAUUAUUGAACGAAUGGUAAACAAAUAAAUUGCUAUGGUGUCCGGGGAAUUAACAGUCAAAGUAAUGAAAUUCAUCGUUCAACAUUAAUUGAACCGAGAGAAGUCAAAUGUUUAAUAAUAAAUUAGAAAAUUAUACACACAUUGAACUUUUAGCCAAAAAAUUAAAUGGAACGAUUGCGAUGCUCUUAAGUGUCUACAAAAUUCCAUACCAAAUGCCCUUUUAAAGACCGACCAUUUCCGUACAUAUUUGACAUUUGAGAGAUAUUAUAAAACAUAAAAUGUUUAAGUUAGAUGACGACGUGAGAAGAAUCUAUGCAAGGCCAAUAAAUACAGUUGAUCACAUUUUGGUUAUCUAUGAAGAGUUACCAAAACGAAAAUAAAUUAAAGUAAUAUAUUACUAUUACAUAAAGAACCAUUAUGUGGUCGGAUGACACAAAGAGUUUAUUUAUUUAUUGAUUGAUGAUUAUGAUUAGAAAAAGUGUUUAUAUUUAAAUAUGAAAAAAAAAAAAAAAUUAAAAACCAAAAUAUGGAUUACAUGAAAAAUUUGUAAAUAAGUUCAUUGUGAUAAUGAGACUCAGUUUUAUACUUGUUAAGUAUAAAUUAUCCAGUUUGAAAGAGUGGCAAAAAGGCGUAGAACAGCAUAAGGUAAAUGCAAAAAAUAAACAGCGAUACGAUAGACAGUUAUAGGAAAGAAUAUUGCAGAACAAAAACAAACAAAAAAAUUAUAGCCCGUUAUGUCGUAAUGGAUAAGAAAAUUAAAAAAUGGAAUAUUAUAGCUUCGUAAGACAAGAAACGCAAAUUACAAUUUCAAUCUCAUUUUGCGUUGGUGACACACUCUGGAACGGUAUUACUUUGUUGAUUGACGCCAAAACCUUUACUUUAACAAACGAUGUAUAUGCUCAAUUUUAGCACUUUGAAUGCGUGAAGUUACGAUUUAUGCACAUCAAAGAACCGUGUAACUCAAUUCCGUUUUUUUUAUUUAUCGAUUCUGUUUCUUCAUGACGUGAUGAGAAAAAUAUACCAUAAAAAUGAAAUCUUUUUUCUCCAAGAUUUCUGCAGUAUUCGCCUCAAAGGAAGUGGAAACGACGUGAAACACUUGAGAAAACAUUGAUGCAAAUCAUAAAGGAACAAAAAAAAAAUAAAUAUACAUCCAUUUUUCUAGUCAGUAAGUAAAGCGAAAGAAAAAUUCACACAAUAAAAAAUCACGUAUAAAGAUUAUAUUAUCCAAACAAAAAAAAUGAAACGAAAAAAAAUAAUAGUCAUAAAAUACUACUUUUAAGAAAAAAAAAGAAGCCGAAUGGUCAAAACUGUGUGACAAAAAUGAAUUAACACAAUGUUUAAUAUGAAUUCAGAGAGACUC